UGCCGUCCUUCACGAUGCUGUGAUCAAACAUGGACAAGUCCGGCUUCUGCUGCGCCAUUUUGAUCGAAAUUUCGAUAUCCCAAUGCGAGAUUCCUCGUCAGCUCGACUAGAUGGAGACAAUCGGGCUGUGCCGGAUGAAUAGAUGCGAAUACGGAGGUGGAGAGAGCGCAAGAGCAAGAUGAGCUGCUCGAUAAGAACGCUUCAUGUAAAAGAGCGGGUGUCCCAUCUGAAAAUAGCUUAUGGUGCUCAGACAAAGUUGCGUGAAGGUCGCUGCAUUUAACGCAACUUAAUUUUGACAUUGGUUUGGUGGAGGAGGCGCAGUUGCAUCGUCCACUGCAUGCAGCAUGAGUCGUCCCGAGCACAUCUCGCCGCCGGAGCUCUUCUAUGAUGAGAAGGAGGCGGCCAAGUACAAUUCGAGCUCACGCAUCGUUAAGGUGCAACAGGAACUGUCGAACCGCGCCAUCGAGCUGCUCAACUUGCCAGAGGGCAAGGAAGCAUUCAUUCUAGACGUCGGUUGUGGAAGUGGUUUGAGUGGAGUGGCGCUGGAGGAGCAUGGCCACGCAUGGGUGGGCGUGGACAUCAGCAAGGACAUGCUAGACAUCGCCUCAGAGCGGGACAGCAGUGGUGACGUGUUCCUACAGGACAUGGGCGGAGGUUUGCCUUUCCGUCCUGGCGUCUUUGACGGCUGUAUCAGUAUCUCAGCCGUACAGUGGCUCUGUUACUCGGACAAGAAGGAGCACACGGCACGCAAGCGUCUUACGCGUUUCUUCACAUCACUCUACACGUGUCUGAAGGCUGGCAGUCGUGCUGUGCUGCAGCUCUACCCGGAGACGCCCGAGCAGAUGGAGGAGAUCUCGGGCACUGCUAUGCGCUGCGGUUUCUCGGGUGGUCUUGUUAUUGACUUCCCCAAUAGUGCCAAGGCCAAGAAAUUCUACCUCUGUCUAUUCGCUGGAUACACAGAUCAUCAGCAGGUGCCUCAGGGACUCGGCACGGGAGCCACUGCCAACCAGAUCUCGUACGAAGGACGCGGCAAGAAUCAACGCCAACGCAGAGGAAAGGGUCGUGAACCGAUUAAAGCCAAGGACUGGGUGAUGGCCAAGAAGGAGCGCUACCGUAAACAGGGUAAGAAGGUCAAGGCGGACAGCAAGUUCACGGGCAGAAAGCGUCCCGGCAAGUUCUAAACCUGUCGUUAAUAGCAGCGUAUAUGCAGAAGAUUUACCAGUAUUGCUGGGUAUAUAUUACAUUCGCGGAUGAAGGGAUGGAAGCGCAAUUAUUUUUCUGUUUAUCAUGUUGUAGAGUUUCUCAAAGCUCCAGUUCUCCAGCCUAUCUUCUGCAUCAAGUUUCUAAUAGAUAUGUCUUCAACU
Phytophthora nicotianae INRA-310 is the source of this 1364-nucleotide messenger RNA. RefSeq lists its product as hypothetical. Lineage: Eukaryota; Oomycota; Peronosporomycetes; Peronosporales; Peronosporaceae. The coding region runs from base 345 to 1181 and encodes 278 amino acids. Gene Ontology annotation, biological process: rRNA (guanine-N7)-methylation. Gene Ontology annotation, cellular component: nucleolus. The record is from RefSeq and is a predicted model, not a curated record. Gene Ontology annotation, molecular function: rRNA (guanine) methyltransferase activity. The transcript is spliced from 4 exons.